Paramuricea clavata is the source of this 894-nucleotide messenger RNA. NCBI's taxonomy places the organism in Eukaryota, Metazoa, Cnidaria, Anthozoa, Malacalcyonacea, Plexauridae. The record is from the annotation of a GenBank genome assembly.
AUGGGAAAGAGAUCAGCAAAUAAAGAUGUCGAACUGAUUAAAAAAACAUCGCAUUUGUUAAAACACGAGAGAUUAAAUAAUAAACAAAAAGAAGCGUAUACGUUACACAGUAGAAAAUUUACAAAAUAUAAACGAUUACCUAUUAAUAUAUAUAGCCGUAAUGCACAGUGGAGUAUUGAUUUAGCAGAUUUGAAUAAUUUAUCAAGAUUUAAUAACCAAUAUCGUUACUUACUUGUGUGUGUUGAUAUUUAUUCCCGUUAUGCUUUUGUACGACCAUUAAAGACAAAAACGGCUCGAAAUGUGGCGAAUAAAUUUGAAGAUAUACUUAUAAAAGAAAAAGAAAUUCCUUUAAAAAUUCAAAGUGAUGAGGGGACAGAAUUUACGUUGAUUAAAAGGGAUUUGUGUAAGAAAUAUGGUUUCACACUUUUUCACACUUACAAUCGGGAAACAAAAGCCGUACAUGCCGAACGAUUUAUUGAAACCCUUAAGCAGAGUAUUAUGCGGUCAAUGACCGGAUUAGAUCAAGGUCAUCGAUACAUAGAAAAUCUGAAAUUGAUUAUUGAGCGAUAUAAUGAAUCGCCACAUAGAGGAAUAUAUAAUCUAACACCCUUUGACGUAUACAAACGGGGUAAACAACCCGACACAUUUCGAAGAUUGAAAACAUUAUUAAACGGUAAUCCAACACCGGUACGUCUAUUAAAGCAAGGUCAACAUGUCCGUAUCGCACGAAUUAAAAAUAAUGUUUUUGAAAAAUCAAGCUUAAGACGUUGGGUAAAAGAAACCUUUCGUAUUAAAAAGGUGUACAUUUCCGAUCCCGUCACGUAUUCGCUUGAAGAUCUGCGGGGUGAGGAAAUCAGCGGAAUAUUUUAUCGUCGUGAAUUGCAACCGCUAUGA